UGGUGACUGGGGUCUAAUUCGUGUGGGUCUGGCUCUCCAUGCAGCAUCAUUUCCGUAGGGGUAUUCAAGCAAAAUCCCCCCAAAAGACAGUUUAUGGACAAAACGAUCCUUAAACGACGUUGUUUAGUGCUAUAGUGAGCUUCAAAAUCGGGAAGAGUCAGCUCAAGGUUAAAAACUGAAAUGGCGCCUCACGAUUUGCGUCGUCAGUACAAGAGACCGGCGAUAUCCGAUCAACAGAGGCGGAGGGAGCUCUCGCUGCGGCGGCAGGAGCAGAACCGUCGCGAUGCUCAGCUUCAAGCUCGCUGUUUGGCUUCUACUUUACUCUCCCUCGAACAUGCCUCUGGGUCCGAAGAUAUCGAGCUCGUACCGGAACCCGAGCCCGAUUCCCAAACCGAACACGAACCAGGGACAUCUUCGAAUGACCUCGAUGUUCACCAAGCUUCGAAGCUGAAAGGCUCAGAGGCUCGAAAGUGGUUCGCGAGACAGCUUAUGCUCCCUGAGUGGAUGAUCGACGUCCCUGAUCGAUUGCCCCAUGACUGGUAUGUAUUUGCGAGGCCUUCUGGGAAGAGAUGCUUCGUCGUUGCAUCAAACGGCACGACAAUCAGUAGACAACGAAACGGGUCUGUACUUCACCAUUUUCCAUCUAAACUGCCCAACGGGUCCCGAUCCAAGGACGUUUCUGGGCCGGCUCAAUCCUAUUCCAUACUUGACUGCAUAUUUCAUGAGCCGGAUCAAACUUACUACGUUAUCGACAUGUUGUGCUGGCGGGGUUACUCUUUGUAUGAUUGUAGUUCGGAGUUCAGGUUUUUUUGGAUGAACUCCAAGCUUGCUGAGACUGGAGCUUGUGAACCUCCCUCACAUUUCCACAAGUACAGGUUUAGUUUGGUCCCCGUUUACAGCUGUGAUCAGAGUGGUUUCCAUGCAGCUUAUAGAGGAGAAGUGCCUUAUGUAAAGGACGGUCUAUUGUUUUACAAUAAGCAUGCGCAUUAUCAACCAGGUAAUACACCAUUGACAUUAGUUUGGAAGGAUGAGGGCUGUAGUCAUUAUGUUGUUGAUACAGAUAACAAAGGACAGGCUCUAAGCCAACAACAGGUGGUAUUAGAACUCCAUGAUGAUUGCAAAGUGACAACAUCAGAUGAUCCUCCUGUAGUACUUGGCUUCUUAGAACAGGAGUUCGUACAGAAGUUAGGGUUGCAUUCUGGAAAUCUUCUCCGUUUUGCUAUUGGUGAUGGAGGAUUGAGUAUUGUGGAUGGGAAUUUCGAGAAGGCUGAUUUACACUAUAUUGGCAAGGUCAAUAGAGCACGUGCUUUUGCAGAUAGUUAUUCUAAGGUUAUGUUUCAGUAUAUGGUUAGGCACUCUCCUCUAAGAAUUGAUGAUAUUGUAAAUGUAAUUAACUCAUCAAAUGAGGAAGGAAACAAGCCUUGUGAUGUUGAAAUGGCUGGUUGAUGGUGAGUGGAAUACAAAUUAUUGUGUUGGUUCACUUUAAUAUGUAAGUACUCUCAUAAAGACUUUGAGUUAUAUAUUUGGUUUAGUUGAACGCAACUGCCAGUUUUAAUCCAGUUUCUUUUCUUAA
Molecule: messenger RNA, 1573 nt
Organism: Humulus lupulus (European hop)
Lineage: Eukaryota; Viridiplantae; Streptophyta; Magnoliopsida; Rosales; Cannabaceae
Exons: 7
Coding region: 181-1446 (421 amino acids)
Biological process (GO): snRNA import into nucleus
Cellular component (GO): cytoplasm; nucleus
Source: RefSeq, a predicted model, not a curated record